This is a messenger RNA of Andrographis paniculata, 6594 nucleotides long. Its product is annotated as callose synthase 5-like. The record is from RefSeq and is a predicted model, not a curated record. Gene Ontology annotation, molecular function: 1,3-beta-D-glucan synthase activity. Gene Ontology annotation, cellular component: plasma membrane; 1,3-beta-D-glucan synthase complex. NCBI's taxonomy places the organism in Eukaryota, Viridiplantae, Streptophyta, Magnoliopsida, Lamiales, Acanthaceae. Gene Ontology annotation, biological process: (1->3)-beta-D-glucan biosynthetic process.
UCGUUCCAUCGCUACCGGACCAGAACAUUCCAAAUUUUGAAGGACAGGAGGAUGACCGCAGGGCGGUUGAGAGGUUGUUGAGAGGACAACGGAAUUCGCGCGGCUCGACUGACUGAUUGAGCUGUUUAGGGCAAUUGGUGAGUUGCGCAUCGUAGAAGAGGACUAAGAAAGCGGAGGAGAUGGCGGCAGCGGGGAGCCACGAUCAGCCGACACUCUCACGGCGAGCCUCUCGCAGCGCCGCCAUUACCGUGUUUUCCAUGGAGGUGUUCGACAAGGAGGUAGUCCCUUCCUCCCUGCAGUCCAUCGCCCCCAUUCUCCGCGUCGCCAGCGAGAUAGAGAACGAGCGUCCUCGCGUUGCAUACCUCUGUCGGUUUUACGCAUUUGAGAAGGCACAUAGGUUGGAUCCUAAUUCCAGCGGCCGUGGUGUGCGGCAGUUUAAAACUAGUCUUCAUCAAAGGCUAGAAAGGGAUAAUCCAGUAACUCUUGCUGCUCGCGUCAAGAAGACUGAUGCUCGAGAAAUUGAGAGCUUCUACAAGCAAUACUAUGAUAAAUAUGUCAUGGCACUUAACAAGGGGGAGCAAGCUGAUAGAGCUCAGCUUGGAAAAGCUUACCAGACAGCUGGAGUGCUGUUUGAAGUGCUUUGUGCUGUUCACAAGACUGAGAAAGUUGAGGAAGUUGCUCCAGAGAUUAUGGCUGCAGCAAAUGAUGUCCAGGCUAAGAAGGAAAUUUAUGUUCCCUAUAACAUUCUACCUCUUGAUUCUGCUGGGGCAUCACAGUCCAUAAUGCAGUUUGAAGAGGUUAAAGCAGCUGUGAAUGCUUUAAAAAAUACCCAAGGCUUAUCAUGGUCCACUUCAUUUGAGCAUCAAAGGCUAAAAGCUGGGGACUUGGAUCUCCUUGAUUGGCUGAGAGCCAUGUUUGGGUUUCAGAGGGACAAUGUCAGGAACCAAAGAGAGCAUCUGAUACUACUUCUUGCAAAUAUUCAUAUAAGGCUAACCCCGAAGCCUGAGCCACAAAAUAUUCUUGACAAUCGAGCUGUUGAUGCACUCAUGCAUAAGCUUUUCAAGAACUACAAGACAUGGUGUAAAUACUUGGGAAGAAAACACAGCUUAAGGCUCCCCAAAAGUCUGCCAGAGGCACAACAGAGAAAGAUACUCUAUAUGGGUCUUUAUCUUCUUAUUUGGGGUGAAGCAGCUAACAUUCGUUUCAUGCCAGAGUGCCUAUGCUAUAUCUUCCACAAUAUGGCUUAUGAACUCCAUGGCCUCUUGGCGGGAAAUGUUAGCAUUGUCACAGGCGAAAACAUCAAACCUUCUUAUGGUGGGGAUGAUGAAUCAUUUUUGAGGAAAGUUAUAACGCCAAUUUAUCGGGUGAUUGAGAAGGAAGCAAAAAAGAGUAAAAAUGGGAAAGCCCCCCACACAAGUUGGUGCAACUAUGAUGAUUUAAAUGAAUAUUUCUGGUCAUCGAGUUGUUUUCACUUGGGUUGGCCAAUGCGCGAUGAUGCUGAAUUUUUCACAUCAACACGUGAUACUGGACAGAGGAAGAAUCAUACAGAUACUUCUGGAAAGCUGGGGAAGUCUUUCUUUGCAGAAACUAGGUCAUUUUGGCACAUUUUCAGAAGUUUUGAUCGUUUGUGGACAUUUCUAAUUCUUUCCCUUCAGAUUAUGCUUAUAAUUGCAUGGAACAAUGUUUCUGUAUUUGAUAUCUUCCAGAAGCAUGUUUUAUACGAGCUGUCUAGCAUUUUUAUCACUGCAGCCUUUCUUCGAUUGCUUCAGAGUAUGUUGGACCUUGUUCUGAACUUUCCAGGCUAUCUUAGAUGGAAGUUCACUAGUGUUUUGAGGACUCUACUGAAGUUAAUUGUUAACCUCGCCUGGAGCAUCAUCCUUCCCACAUUUUAUUUACUCCAACAAAAUAUUGAAUUUGAACCACUGAAUGAUGUGCUGAAGUACCUAAAUAAUCUUAAGGGAGUACCACCUUUGUACAUCCUAGCAGUAGUACUCUACCUGCUUCCAAAUUUAUUGACCGUAUUCUUAUUUGUCUUUCCCAUGCUCCUACGUUGGAUUGAGAAUUCCAAUUGGCUUAUUGUUAGGUUUCUCUUAUGGUGGUCACAGCCAAGGAUCUAUGUUGGAAGGGGAAUGCAUGAAAGUCAAUUUGCACUUCUACAAUACACUGUAUUCUGGGUGCUGCUUCUGUGUACAAAGUUUUCAUUCAGCUACUUUAUGAUGAUAAAACCUCUGGUGUCACCUACCAAAGAUAUAAUGCACAUUAAACAUAUUGACUAUGCUUGGCAUGAGUUCUUUCCAAAUGCUAAGUCCAACAUGGGUGCUGUCAUUGCGCUAUGGGCACCAGUUAUCUUGGUGUACUUCAUGGACAUCCAGAUUUGGUAUGCUGUAUUUUCCACUGUGUAUGGAGGGUUUAUUGGGGCCUUUGACCGUCUGGGUGAGAUUCGAACUCUUGGAAUGCUAAGGUCACGUUUUCAAUCUUUACCUGGUGCAUUCAAUACACACUUGGUGCCUUCUGACAAACCUAAACCGAAAGUGUUUUCUCUUACAAAGGCCUUUCAUAAGCCCACUGCAAAUAAAAGAGGCGAAGCUGCUAAAUUUUCCCAGCUGUGGAAUGAUGUUAUUUGCAGUUUCCGUGAAGAAGAUGUAAUAAGUGACAGGGAGAUGGACCUGCUUCUUGUUCCUCAUUCCUCUGACCCUACCUUGAAAAUAAUUCAAUGGCCUCCUUUUUUGCUUGCCGGCAAGAUUCCAAUUGCAUUGGAUAUUGCAGUUCAAGUACGAUCUAAGGAUUCUGAUCUUUGGAAGCGUGUAUGUGCUGAUGAAUGCAUGAAAUGUGCUGUAAUUGAAUGCUACGAGUCUUUUAAAACUGUUCUGAAUGCCUUGAUCGUUGGAGAGACUGAGAAAAGGAUAAUGGGAAUUAUCAUUAAAGAAACUGAAAGUAGUAUAUCAAGGAACAAUUUCCUUGCUAAUUUCAGAAUGAAACGUCUGCCUGAUCUUUGCAAGAUUUUUGUGGAAAUUGUAGAGAUAUUGAAAGACAGUCAACCUUCCCAGAAGGACAGACUUGUUCUGCUUCUGCAAGAUAUGUUAGAAGUAAUCACUCGGGACAUGAUGGUUAAUGAAAACCGUGAACUUGCUGAACUUAGUCAAGGUAGCAAGGAUUCUGGAAAACAACUUUUUGCCAAUAUCACUUUGCCUCUCCCUAAUACACCACAAUGGGAAGAACAGAUUCGACGCCUCUAUUUGCUUCUAACUGUUAAAGAAUCUGCAACUGAUGUUCCAACGAACCUUGAAGCACGUCGAAGGAUAGCAUUUUUCUCCAAUUCGCUAUUCAUGAACAUGCCACGUGCACCCCGAGUGCGAAAAAUGCUAUCAUUCAGUGUGUUUACUCCAUAUUACAGUGAGGAGACUCUCUACUCCAACAGUGAUCUUAAAAUGGAAAAUGAAGAUGGUAUUUCUAUCAUAUUUUACCUUCAAAAGAUUUAUCCAGAUGAAUGGAACAAUUUCCUGGAGCGUAUAAAUUGCGAAGAAAAUGAACUUUGGGAAAAUGAAGAAACCAUACUGCAAGUACGCCAUUGGGCUUCCUUGAGAGGGCAGACACUUAGCAGAACAGUCAGAGGGAUGAUGUACUAUAGAAGGGCUUUGAAGCUCCAGGCUUUUCUUGAUAUGGCUUCAGAAGAGGAUAUACUUAAAGGUUAUAGAAGUAUUUCAGAACCAUCAGAAGAAGAUAGAAAGAGUCAAAGGUCCACACAUUCUCAAUUAGAGGCAAUAGCUGACAUGAAAUUCACGUAUGUUGCUACCUGCCAAAUUUAUGGGAAUCAGAAACGAAGUGGAGAUCGCCGUGCAACUGACAUCUUAAAUCUCAUGGUCAACAACCCAUCUCUUCGUGUAGCAUAUAUAGACGAAGUUGAGGAAAGGGAAGGUGGUAAAAAUCAGAAGGUCUAUUACUCUGUGUUGGUAAAAGGCAUUGAUAAUCAUGAUCAGGUAAACAAUAUCUUUCAGCUCAAUAGAAUAGCAAAUUAAGUUGGUUUCAACUCGGGGAUGAUUCACUAUUACUUUUUCUGUCUAAAGGAAAUCUAUCGUAUCAAGUUGCCUGGUCCAGCAAAAUUAGGAGAAGGGAAGCCUGAAAAUCAAAACCAUGCUAUUAUUUUUACACGUGGCGAAGCUGUACAGACCAUUGAUAUGAACCAGGAUAACUAUUUGGAAGAAGCCUUUAAAAUGCGCAACCUACUUGAAGAGUUCAAUGAGGAUCACGGGGUGCGACCACCUACAAUUCUUGGUAUUCGUGAGCACAUUUUCACUGGAAGUGUAUCUUCAUUGGCUUGGUUUAUGUCAAAUCAAGAAACAAGCUUUGUCACCAUUGGACAAAGAGUUCUAGCAAGGCCUUUGAAGGUGCGCUUCCACUACGGGCAUCCUGAUGUAUUUGAUAGAAUUUUCCACAUUACACGUGGUGGCCUCAGCAAAGCGUCUCGGGGGAUUAAUCUUAGUGAGGAUAUAUUUGCAGGUUUCAAUUCAACUCUAAGACAAGGGAAUAUUACCCACCAUGAAUAUAUUCAAGUUGGGAAGGGGCGAGAUGUUGGUCUCAACCAAAUAUCACUUUUUGAAGCCAAAGUAGCAUGCGGCAAUGGGGAACAGACGCUCAGUCGUGAUAUCUACAGAUUGGGGCACCGCUUUGACUUUUUCCGCAUGUUAUCAUGUUACUAUACAACAACAGGGUUCUAUGUGAGCUCAAUGAUGGUGGUCCUUGUAGUGUAUGCAUACUUGUAUGGAAGGCUUUAUCUUAGUCUUAGUGGAGUGGAGAAGGCUAUAGCACGGUAUGCAGCCACGAGAGGAAACAAUCCUCUCACCACUGUCAUGGCAACGCAAUCGCUCGUUCAAUUAGGCUUGUUGACGGCAUUGCCCAUGAUCAUGCAAAUUGGACUUGAGAGGGGCUUUAGGAGUGCAACCGGAGAUUUGAUAAUCAUGCAGCUUCAACUUGCAUCUGUCUUCUUUACUUUCUCCCUCGGGACAAAACUCCACUACUUUGGGAGAACAAUUCUACAUGGUGGAGCUCAGUACAGAGCCACAGGGCGUGGUUUCGUCGUGAGACAUGAAAAGUUUGCUGAGAACUACAGGCUGUACUCAAGAAGCCAUUUUACCAAAGCUCUAGAAUUAACAGUCUUGCUCAUAGUAUAUGAAAUUUAUAACUCGUUCGCUUCAGAUUCCGUAGGCUACCUUUUCAUCACUUUCUCAAUAUGGUUUCUGGUGGUUUCCUGGUUGUUUGCUCCAUUUCUCUUUAAUCCCUCUGGAUUUGAAUGGCAAAAGAUCGUGGAAGACUUUGACGACUGGGCUAAGUGGAUGAAUGCUCGCGGUGGAAUCGGUGUUCCAGCAACUAAGAGUUGGGAAUCCUGGUGGGAGGAAGAGCAAGUACACCUCCAAUCCACAGGAUUCCUCGGGCGCUUCUUGGAAGUUAUCCUCGCUCUUCGAUUCUUUGUGUAUCAGUAUGGCAUUGUUUAUCAACUACAUGUUACUCAGAAUGACAAGAGUCUUGGGGUAUAUGGCUUGUCGUGGCUGGUCAUAGUUGCCGUCGUAAUCAUGUUGAAGAUUGUGUCCAUGGGAAGGAAGAAGUUCAGUGCUGAUUUCCAGCUGGUUUUCCGACUUCUGAAGCUGUUUAUGUUCAUUGCUUCCAUGGUCACACUCUUCAUCUUCAUGAAAUUCCUCGACCUCACGGUCGAAGAUAUCUUCAUUAGCCUAUUAGGCUUCUUGCUAACGGGAUGGGCUCUUAUUCAGAUAGCACAAGCAUGCAGACCAGUUGCAAAGGCAACGGGAUUAUGGGGAUCUGUUAAAGCUCUAGCAAGGGGGUACGAAUACCUUAUGUGCUUGACAAUCUUUGCACCGGUGGCGAUCUUCGCCUGGUUCCCGUUUGUCACGGAUUUCCAAACGAGGCUGCUCUUCAACCAGGCGUUCAGCAGAGGCUUGCAUAUUCAGCGCAUCCUCGCUGGUGGAAAGAAACACAAAUGAGGUAACCUAACCUAACCUCCCUCCUCAAUAGUAGUUGAUAUAUUUUGUGUGCGCCUUAGCCUUAUAUAGGUAGAAUGUGUCGUAGGAAUGCAUGCAUGCUCUACACAAGCACACUCUACAAACUCCAUCUUUGUUUACUACCAUUGUUCUUCGAUCACACUAGAUGAGCGAGAGAGGGCACAUAUACAUAGACGAUAGAUAUAAAUACAUAUAUAGAUACAUACCUAUCUGAGAGGCGAUCGAAGACAUAAUAAGUGUGUGUAUAGAUGCGAUCGGGCUUAUGGUGAGGUGAGAAACUCAGAAUAUUGGUUGAUCCUUUGUUUGCUUUGGUGUUUAGUGAAAUGGCAUGAUGUUAGCUUCAUUUUUCAAGUAUAUGGAUUAGUUGAAUGAUAGAUAUGUCAUGUUACACUGCCCUUUCCACAAAUGUAAUUCCAAUUCAGCAAACCUCUUAACUACUCUCUAUCCAUCUAUCUAUCUACUUCACCAUUACAAGACUAAAAGAAUUAGAGCUUACAUAUAUAUAUUUGUGUCUGUUUUAGGGUGCUCUUAAUUCUUAUUAUGUGUUUUUGAGAUAUUGUGGCUCUGUUUAUUGGUAAUCUCA